Messenger RNA from Linum trigynum, 273 nucleotides. Lineage: Eukaryota; Viridiplantae; Streptophyta; Magnoliopsida; Malpighiales; Linaceae. The record is from the annotation of a GenBank genome assembly.
AUGACAACUACUCCACGGCAGUUGCGCCACUUGACGGCUGCUCCCGUCGCCGUUGCUGCCUUCUGCCUGCUCUCAGGCCGUCCCUGCGCCGGGAAAGAAAAGUUACUCGCCACUUUCUACACCCCUCCUUACACACCGUCCAAGUGUUAUGGGAUCCACGAACACGGAGUUAAUGGUAGCGGCAGCCGACCAGGACACACUUUGGGACGGCGGCAACGCUUGCGGGAAGCGUUACAGAGUGAAGUGCUUGCACGGGACGAACAAAGGCGUUGA